Molecule: messenger RNA, 4521 nt
Organism: Colletotrichum truncatum
Lineage: Eukaryota; Fungi; Ascomycota; Sordariomycetes; Glomerellales; Glomerellaceae
Source: RefSeq, a predicted model, not a curated record
AUGCUGUCAGUUGAAGAGACGUUGGCGCUCGCCACACCUACUCCAGAAGUGAAGGAGUUACUUAUAACCAACCCAUCUCACAUUGGAGGCUGGACGAUGAACACAGAUAUUGACCUGCUGAGAAACAUAACCGCCCAGAUAAGUGCGGCCCAGCGCCUAAGAGGGCCAGAUCCGUCGACUUUGCCAUACAUGGAAGAAGACACUCACAUUUCCACAAGAGAUGGCUCAACUAUUCGUAUCCGCAUUCACAAGCCCAGACAUAAACCUAAAGAUGGCUGCCCUGCGUUGGUGGCGUUCCAUGGCGGUGGUUUCGUUAUUGGGACAGUUGAAAAUUCAACGUCUUUUUGCCGGCUGUUCACCUCCCUCGGCGGCAUAGCGGUUAACGUGGAGUACCGUCUAGCUCCAGAGCAUCCGUUUCCUACUCCGGUCAAUGACUGCUACGACGCGGUGAAAUGGACCGUCGAAAAUGCCAAGAACUUGGGUAUCAACCUAGAGAAGGGCUUCCUCGUCGGCGGCGAGAGCGCGGGCGCUGACCUCGCUCAAGGCGUUGCCUAUCUGUACGGAAAGGAGAAGCUGUCACCGCCGCUGACGGGAGUCUAUUCCUCCGUCUCCUCUGCAGCCAUCGAGGAGACGAUCCCUGAGAAGUUUAGAGAUCGCUUUCUGAGCGUAGAACAGAACUCUUACGCGCCGGUUAUCACGAAAGAGUCGUUGCAGCUGAUUAGAGCAAAAUAUAAGCCUGAUCCGAAAAGCCACCUUGCCUACCCCAUUAUGUCUCCAGAUCUCGGCCGCUACAUGCCGAAGACGUACUUCCAGGCUUGCGGCAUGGAUCCUUUGCGAGACUGCACCCUCAUCAUGAAUGAGGUGUGGAAAGAGGCAGGAAUUACGACCAAAUUGGACAUUUAUCCGGGUCUCCCCCAUGGCUUCUGGUUAAUCUUGCCCAAGGCGGAUGCAAGCCAAAAGUUUCUGGACGAUUGCAAAGCUGGUUUCCAGUGGUUGUUGGGUUUAGACUACGUUAUAGCGGGGGCACUCAACGCGCUCACAAUCGCAAGACGCGACAAAACGGGGCCGCCCUUCCAAUUGACAUCACCGUACAAUUCUUCCCGCCCUUGUCCACCAUCACCACCAUACAGCGCCCGUACUGCGAAAUAUGCCCACCAGUCGACGAUGGCGCCAAAGUCGAAGCCCCCAGAAAAGCAGCAGCAGUCGCUGACGAGCUUCUUUAAACCCAAGACCGUCAAUGGACUUGCUGCCGCUUUUCAAAAGUCCCAAUCCGAGUCCAAGGCGAGCCCGUCCAAGUCGCCGGAGACCCCACGCAAGAGACCCCUAGAGGAGGAUGCGGACAAGGGGAAUAACGGGCCUGAGAAGGCUUCCAAGAGAACAAAAGCGGACACGGACAAAAAUCAAGAUGUUCCCAACGCCGAAAAGAGCUCGUCUUUCUCUGCAGAAGGCAAGCAAACCAAUCGCGAACCCAAGGCAGGCACAGCUGUGUCUGGAAGUAGGACUGGACGCUUCGUGUAUAGCCAGACCUCAGAUGGAAAUAUUGAGGACCUAUUGGAAGACGACCCCGUGACAAAGAGGACCAAGGAGGAGCUUCACAAGAAAUUUGUGAAAAAGCUGGGACAUCCGGAUAGCAUGCUGUGGCGGCGUCGUAGGGAAGAUGAUAAUGAAGCUGGCGAUGGAGACGACGGCGCCGGCGAGGAUGAUGAAGAAGACGAAGCGCCACCGCCAACCAAAGCAAAAAAGGGAGGGGCGCGGGCAAGCAAAAAGCUCACGCCAAUGGAGAUACAGUUUCUGGACAUUAAACGCAAGCACCUCGACACUGUCCUCAUCGUCGAGGUCGGAUACAAAUUCCGCUUCUUUGGCGAAGAUGCCCGCAUUGCAGCCAAGGAGCUAAGUAUUGUCUGUAUCCCAGGUAAGUAUCGCUACGACGAGCACCCGUCGGAGGCGCACUGGGAUCGUUUUGCUUCAGCGAGCAUUCCUGUUCACAGGUUGUCGGUUCACGCCAAGCGCCUUGUUGCUGCUGGCCACAAAGUUGGAGUCGUCCGCCAAAUUGAGACUGCUGCCCUGAAGAAGGCCGGUGACAACCGCAACACGCCGUUCAUCCGGAAGUUGACCAACGUGUAUACCAAGGGCACGUACAUUGAUGAGAAUGGCGAACUAGACAACUCGGGCGAAAGCGGAGCUCCAUCAGGAGGAUAUCUGCUUUGCAUUACUGAAAACCCGACAAAGGGGCAAGGCACGGAUGAGAAGGUUGAAGUUGGCAUAGUAGCCGUACAGCCGGCGACUGGGGACAUCAUCUACGACACGUUUGAGGACGGCUUCAUGAGGAGCGAGAUCGAAACUCGAUUGUUGCACAUUUCACCGUGCGAGUUCGUCAUCGUCGGAAAUCUUACAAAGGGGUCUGACAAGCUGAUCCAACAUCUAUCGGGAAGCAGCACAAACGUUUUUGGCGACAAAAGCCGCGUCGAGCGUGUUCCUGCCUCCAAGACCAUGGCUGCCGAGGCCUAUUCACACGUCACGCAGUUCUACGCCGAGAAGCUACAACAAACCCCCGAUGCAGCAGCAUCCUCUCUCCUAGAUCGCAUUCUUCAUCUCCCUGAACCUGUCACCAUCUGUCUCUCAGCCAUGAUCACUCACCUCAAGGAGUAUGGCCUCGAGCACGUCUUCGACCUUACCAAAAACUUUACCAGCUUCUCUGCAAGGCAGCAUAUGCUCCUUAACGGAACGACACUGGAGUCGCUAGAGGUCUACCGUAAUGCCACAGACCACUCCGAACGGGGUUCCUUAUUCUGGGCACUGGACAAGACCACUACCCGCUUCGGACAACGCCUUCUCCGAAAAUGGGUUGGCCGCCCGCUCCUUGAUGUCUCUCACCUUGAGGCUCGGGUCGCUGCUGUCCAGGAGCUCCUCGACGAGCAAUCCUCCGCCAAGGCUGAACGUGUCCAAUCUCUCCUUUCCAGCAUCAAGACCGACCUUGAGCGUAGUCUAAUCCGCAUCUACUAUGGCAAAUGCACCCGACCCGAGCUUCUCUCCGUCCUUCAAACGCUACAGCGAAUUGCCAUGCAAUAUUCAACCGUCAAAUCCGUUGAAGAAACAGGGUUCACAUCACCUCUUUUAACCUCUGCCAUCCUUUCCCUCCCGCAAAUCCUCGACCUCGUUGUCUCGUAUCUUGAAAAGAUCAACCCCGAAGCUGCUCGCAAAGAUGAUAAAUACAACUUCUUCCGCGAAUCAGAGCAGACAGAGGACAUUGAGGAUCACAAAAUGGGCAUUGUGUCUGUGGAACAGUCUCUCGAUGACCAUCGAGCCGAGGCCGCUACUUCCAUUAAGCGCAAAAAGCCCGUCGACUACGUUACAGUCUCUGGCAUCGAGUACCUUAUUGAAGUUGCCAACACGGACCUUAAAGCUGUGCCAGCCUCGUGGAUCAAGAUCUCGGGCACAAAGAAGCUUUCCCGUUUCCACACCCCCACGGUUGUCCGCCUGAUCCAAGAGCGCGACCAGCACCGCGAAGCCCUCGCGGCCGCCUGCGAUGCAGCCUUCACAGCCCUUCUCCGCGAGAUUGCCGAUGCGUAUCAGCCCCUCCGGGACGCAGUCUCCUCUCUCGCCACCCUCGAUUGUCUCCUUUCCCUCUCCCGCGUUGCGGCCCUGCCAGGUUACAGCAAACCAACCUUCCUACCUAGCCAAACCCAACCCACAAUCUCCAUUACACAAGGCCGCCACCCCAUUGCCGAACACACCUUGGCAGACCCGUACAUUCCCUUCACAACGACCCUCUCUUCCCCGUCUCCUCUCGCCCAACUUAUAACGGGUCCAAAUAUGGGCGGCAAAUCUUCCUUUGUUCGCGCCGUAGCGCUCCUCGUUCUUCUAGCGCAGAUAGGCUCUUUCGUUCCCGCCGACGAAUUCUCACUGACCCUCGCCGACGCGAUUCACGUGCGCAUGGGCGCUCGUGAUAACCUCGCGGCGGGCGAAUCCACGUUCAUGGUAGAAGUCUCGGAGACAGCUCGCAUCCUCCGUGCCGCCACCCCGCGAUCCCUCGUCAUCCUCGACGAGCUCGGUCGAGGAACUUCAACGCAUGACGGCGCCGCCAUCGCACACGCUGUCUUAGACCACGUAGUUCGCGAGAACAGGUGUCUGACUCUGUUCAUUACUCAUUACCAAAACCUCGCACGCCUAGCAGACGGCAUCGGCGAUGGGCUUGUUAAAAAUGUCCACAUGCGCUUCACGGCCACGCGCGGGGCUGCGGUAGAAGAUAGCAAAGACCACGAGGAUGCCGAUGCUGAUGAGGAAAUUACAUUCUUAUAUGAAGUUGGCGAGGGCGUAGCCCAUCGUUCGUACGGAUUAAACGUCGCACGUCUGGCCCGCAUCCCUCGGAAAGUCAUUGAGGUGGCCGCACAAAAGUCACGGGAGAUGGAACAGGACGUUCGGAUGAGGAGGUUGCGCGGCACCGCACGUCUUUUGUCUGAUGUUCUAACGGACCGACCAGAUCAGCUCGAACAUCUUAUCUCAAACGUAGAGCAGUUGUAG